UGUAUUAAAUUUUUUUUAGGCUGUACGAAAUCUUGGUAACUUAGUCUGCAGAUUUUAUUUCAUGGAUGGACGAACAAAAGCUAUUGAUGUUCAGCCUUCAGAUACUGCAAUGGAUGCCAUGCAACAGCUAGCUAUUAAAACAGGAUUGCGAAGUUUAGAUGGCUGGGCUCUCUAUGAGAGUACUCCUGAGUAUGAACAUGUUAUUAAAGGAUAUGAAUACCUUGCAGACAUUAUUUCUAAUUGGGAAUUUUGCCAAAGAACAUCAGCAACUUUCAGUAAAUACAAUACCUUAUCUCGAAGAGGUCCUAGUAUGGCUUUAGGAGGUGGUGAAUGCAGGUUUUUAUUUAAAAAGCGAUUGUUUCGAAAUCCUCGUGAGAUCCCACAGGAUCCUGUGGAAGUUAAUCUUCUAUUUGCUCAAGCUGUUCAUGGUGUUGUGAAGGCUGAUGAGUAUCCAAUUAAUGAAAGAGUUGGGCUGCAGUUAGCUGGUCUACAAGCUCAAGUUCUUUUAGGUGAACCUCAAGAAGCAAAAGUAGAAAGGUAAUAUAUGUGUAUAAAUUGUAUAUAAUAGCGGGAAGGGAGUAAGGCUGAGUAGCUAACUGUACAAUGAAGGCCUGUUAGAGCUAACUGUACGACCUAGAAACUGUCAGAUUUAAUCAAGAGAUUUAUUGUUUAGUUGCAUAGAAUACAUCAUUCUUGAAAAUUCAUUAAUGUAUUACUUAUUUUA
Messenger RNA from Parasteatoda tepidariorum (common house spider), 724 nucleotides. It is a transcript of the gene Myo81F, whose product is annotated as unconventional myosin 81F. The record is from RefSeq and is a predicted model, not a curated record. Lineage: Eukaryota; Metazoa; Arthropoda; Arachnida; Araneae; Theridiidae. Gene Ontology annotation, cellular component: cytoskeleton; myosin complex. Gene Ontology annotation, biological process: signal transduction. Gene Ontology annotation, molecular function: ATP binding; protein binding; cytoskeletal motor activity.